UAAUGUAAGACAACAGUCGGGCAUCGAAGAGGUUCAAAAGACGAAGAAAAACAAACAUAUAUUUGUUUGAAUGGGCUCCUGAGAAUGGAACGAUAAGGAGGCGAUUUGCUUGUUUUUGUGGGGCUCCGCGGAUCGGCCGAUUAUGAGAACGGUAGCGCAGGUGCUCCCUGAAUUACCAUACAGCUGAGAGCAAACUUAUUCCGCCAGCACACAAUAGCGGUGCGCCCCGGGGAUGGCCACGCGAGUAACACACACACACAAGCUAACACACAAACGCACACGCGCGCGCUUCGGACUCUUUCACUGCACGCGUACACACACACGUACGCGCGCGCACACACACACAGCGGAAAAGGGAAAAGCAAGUGGAGAAUUUGGCCUCCAUACAAAUGAUGCGUAUUCUUUUGUGAGUUUGCCUGACGCACACACAGUGUUAGCCUGAGGAAUGUUUUUUACACACAAAUCAGGACUCCCUGAAGCAGGAAACGCAAAGGGAAGCAGGCAUUUGAAAACUGAGAUUGUCUUCCUGUAAUGUGCUGGAAUUUAACUUUAUAAACUUUUAAAUAUGUUUUUUAGACACACAAAAACACGCGUAACUCCCUGAGAGUGUAAAUGAAAACAAUAUAAGAUGAAACUUUUACGUCACGUAUUUUGCAUUGUGUCAUAUUCUAAUGCAAAUAAUAAUAAAUAAUCUGUCUAAAACGUCAAGUUGUAAAUUACCGUCACUUCUGCGCGCACACACAGCAGCGCUGAUGUGUUUGGUUGGUUGGUUGGUAGGGGCUGGUUGCAAGGGAGCCGCAUUGUAAAGCGUGGGACAGAUUGGGGGGUAGUGGUUCAUUAGCAUAUUAUUACCCCGGCAUGUGGCACCCCGUAUAAAACUGGCGGCAGGCGGCCUCGCUCCAGAUACAAACGCACAGUGUCCGCGGGAGAAGGACGUGAGGAGUGAUGUUGGACCAGUGACAAACCCUGGUUUAGGAUCAGACGAAGAAGGAACUAUAAGAGAGAGUACACUCCGAAUUUUGAGGAUUAUAUCAUUCCGACGGAAUUCAACAAGUCCGUUUAUUUUAAUUUGGGACUUUCGGUUUCUUUUGGACACACUUUUUUUCCGGGGAAGAACUGGGAAUUCUUUUGACAUGAAAGGGAACUGCGUUCACGCUCAGUGUCUUUUGAAAGCAAGCCUAUUCCAAUGAAUCAAUCAGCGAUUUAAUACGAGACUGAUCUGGGAGCAGCUCAAAGACUUAAAAAAAAAAAACCUAUUUAUUUAUUUAUUUAUUCAUCAUGGGACGCCACUUACUGUUGCUCUUCUCCAUCCUGUACAUGCUGCUCUGCCAGGCGUCUUCCUCAGGCGUCUUCGAGCUGAAGUUGCAGGAGUUUUUGAACAAGAAGGGCGUACAAGGCAACAAGAACUGCUGUAAAGGUGGGAUUACCACCCCAUACCAGCAGUGCGAGUGCAAGACUUUUUUCCGCAUCUGCUUAAAACAUUAUCAGCCCAAUGCAUCUCCAGAGCCACCCUGCACCUACGGAGGCACCGUCACCCCUGUGCUGGGGUCCAACUCUUUCCAAGUGCCAGAUACCUUACCGGAUGGUUCUUUCACCAAUCCCAUCAGGAUGAAUUUCGGUUUCACGUGGCCGGGAACCUUUUCUCUUAUCAUUGAAGCGGUGCAUGCUGAUUCCAAAGAGGAUCUGACAACAGAAAACCCAGAGCGCAUCAUCAGCACCAUGACCACCCAGAGGCACUUGACUGUGGGCGAGGACUGGUCCCAGGACCUGCACAGCGUGGGUCGAACCGAGCUCAAGUAUUCCUACCGCUUUGUGUGUGAUGAGCACUACUACGGCGAGGGAUGCUCCGUGUUCUGCCGGCCCAGGGACGACGCAUUCGGUCAUUUCACCUGCGGAGAACGUGGAGAAAUUAUCUGCGACGCAGGGUGGAAGGGCCAGUAUUGCACAGAACCAAUUUGCCUCCCGGGAUGUGAUGAGGAGCACGGCUUCUGCGAGAAACCCGGAGAGUGCAAGUGCAGAGUGGGCUUUAAAGGCCGCUACUGUGAUGAGUGCAUACGUUACCCAGGAUGCCUUCAUGGGACCUGCCAGCAACCAUGGCAAUGCAACUGCCAGGAAGGCUGGGGAGGCCUCUUCUGCAACCAAGAUCUGAACUACUGCACACAUCAUAAGCCCUGCCUGAAUGGAGCCACUUGUAGUAACACCGGCCAGGGCAGCUACACCUGUUCCUGUCGCCCAGGAUUCACUGGAGCCAGCUGUGAGAUUGAGGUCAACGAAUGCACUGGGAAUCCCUGCCGCAACGGAGGAAGCUGCACUGACAUGGAGAACACCUACAGCUGUGCCUGUCCGCCUGGUUUUUACGGCAACAACUGCGAGCUUAGCGCCAUGACGUGUGCGGAUGGGCCGUGCUUUAAUGGCGGACGCUGCGCCGACAACCCAGAUGGUGGCUACUUCUGCCAGUGUCCCACUGGAUACGCAGGGUUCAACUGCGAGAAGAAGAUCGACCAUUGCUCCUCCAGUCCAUGCUCAAACGGUGCACGCUGCGUCGACUUGGUGAACUCGUACCUGUGCCAGUGUCCAGAAGGGUUCACGGGUAUGAACUGCGAUCGCGCAGGGGACGAGUGCUCGCUGUACCCUUGCCAAAAUGGCGGGACAUGCCAGGAAGGUGCCAGUGGUUACAUCUGCACAUGCCCACCUGGUUACACCGGACGAAACUGCAGUUCACCUGUGAGCCGCUGCCAACACAACCCCUGCCAUAAUGGCGCCACCUGCCAUGAGAGGAACAACCGCUACGUAUGUGCUUGCGUCCCGGGAUAUGGAGGACGCAACUGCCAGUUCUUGCUUCCGGACAGAGCGUCCCAAAUAGGCAGCGACGUUCCCUGGACUGCUGUGGGGUCGGGAGUCUUGCUGGUGCUGUUGUUGGUAGUCGCAUGUGCCGUGGUGGUGGUUUGCGUUCGUUCGAAGGUUCAGCAGCGACGACGGGAUAGAGAAGAUGAGGUCGCCAACGGCGAAAAUGAAACGAUCAACAACCUUACAAACAACUGCCACCGUGACAAAGAUCUGGCCGUAAGUGUCGUUGGGGCACCUGUCAAGAACAUCAACAAGAAGAUCGAUUUUCACAGCGAUCACGACGACCUGAGCAUGACUACAGAGAAGAGGAGCUAUAAGACGCGACAUGCGCCUGCAGACUACAACCUGGUACAUGAAGUAAAAUAUGAGGUGAAGCAUGAGGUGAAACUGGAGCACGCUGGGAAGGAAAUGACGGCGAAGGAGUUGUCCGAUAGCUGCGAGGACGUAAAGUGCCAAUCUCUGCAGGACACUUCCGAGUUCGAGGAGAAGCGCAGGAAACGUCUGAAAAGCGAUGCAUCAGAAAAGUCAAAAUAUUCAGAAUCGAGGUAUUCUGAAUCAAAGUAUUCUGAAUCGAAGUACUCAGAAUCAAAGUACUCAGAAUCAAACUAUUCCGAUUCGCUGUAUUCCGAGUCAGCAUGUGCGUCGGCAUGUGCAUCGGCAUCCACGUCGGCUUGUGUCGACACCAAAUACAAAUCCGUCAUGGUGAUGUCGGAGGAAAAAGAUGAAUGUGUAAUUGCAACUGAGGUGUAAUGGGCCUGCAGGAAGCCGAUGCUCAUUGUGUCCUAUGGGAGACAUUUUGAACUCCCUAAGAAAAUGCUGCUGCUCGAAACCUUAGGUGGAAACGUCCCACCUCGUGACUACUGCUGCUGAGAAACUAAGACUGAUUAACUGAUAUUCAGGAUGAGCUGGUUCUCUGUACUGAAAGAGGCACAGGCAGUGGUGGCCUGUAGGCUUGGAAACUUGUGGAAAUGAUAAUGAUGGCAGGAGUGUCAUUGAAAUUUCAAAUGUAGUUGUAAAAUUUACCUGUAAAGCCAUUUUAAAGGUGUUGGACAAUAUGUGUCCAUUUUUAAAGUUUUUUUUAUUAACGUGGGUUCAUCACACACGAAAAUGGCAUUAGGAAAAAAACGGAAACAGAAAGAUACAAGAAAAGUAAAGUAUCGCAGUGUUUUGCCAUGUGAUGUCCAAUACAGCAUUGUGGCAAUGUUUUAACAAUAUUUUGGCAACAUUUGCUGGUUUUUCGCCAAUAAUUCCCACAGGCUUUUACUGUGCCCAGAGACUGCACCAAACAUUAAGGAUGUUAAGGAAGUAGUUUAAAAUAAAUGUGUCACAAAUCGUCUUGCCGUUGACUGUCUCAGCGACACCGUGGCAAAGUUGUGACAACAUUUUAGCAAUAUUUUGGCAACAUUUGCUGGCCCCACAAGUCAGUGUACAAGGGACUACAUCAAAACGGUGGAUGUUCAGCCAUACUGGCCUGUCUUGCACUGGGUUAAAAUGUCACAUGAUGUCAUAUCCUGUCACAUGACCAGUGGAAACUAUGUGUAUUACUUGAUCACUGUGUAAAUGGGAAAAAUAAGUGCUCAAAAAAACAAAACAAAAAAAAAAAUCUCAAAGUCUUCCAAGCCUCCGCUUUUUUGCAUUAUGGUUUAGAAAAUGUACGUAAUUUGUUUUUCGACGUAAGAAGAUAAGUUUGUGUUGAUGAUGAAUAAUAUCCUUGUUUGUAUGUUUUUUUGUUUUCUUUUUUAUAACAAGAGUUGUAUGAUUUAAGUUAAUUUAUUUUUAUUUAAGUUGUAUUUCUAAAUAUUUGUAAUGUUUUUAAGAUUAUUUAAGUUUGCGUUUUUCCUAAGUUGCUCCUGUUACUUGCAAAGGCACUUCGGGUUGCUGGGAUGUUUUGAGAAAAAGAUAUUUAAAGAAGGAUUGUAAAAAAUGUUAUUAAUGCUAUUGUUUUCAUUAACAGGUUUUUGUUUGAUUUCCUUUCUCUGAAUGAAGUUUUAGCUUAAAUUAUUUUUCCAAAUAAAGAUUAUGAACUAUUGAA
Ctenopharyngodon idella (grass carp) is the source of this 4879-nucleotide messenger RNA. RefSeq names its product deltaA (gene dla). Gene Ontology annotation, cellular component: membrane. Gene Ontology annotation, biological process: cell communication; multicellular organism development; Notch signaling pathway. Gene Ontology annotation, molecular function: calcium ion binding. The record is from RefSeq and is a predicted model, not a curated record. The transcript is spliced from 11 exons. Bases 1279 to 3597 code for a protein of 772 amino acids. NCBI's taxonomy places the organism in Eukaryota, Metazoa, Chordata, Actinopteri, Cypriniformes, Xenocyprididae.